This is a messenger RNA of Triticum aestivum (bread wheat), 765 nucleotides long. Its product is annotated as ABC transporter G family member 42-like. Lineage: Eukaryota; Viridiplantae; Streptophyta; Magnoliopsida; Poales; Poaceae. The record is from RefSeq and is a predicted model, not a curated record. Gene Ontology annotation, molecular function: ATP hydrolysis activity; ATP binding. The coding region runs from base 1 to 558 and encodes 185 amino acids. The transcript has 2 exons.
AUGUUCAAGAAAAACUGGUUCUCUACAAACACCGUAUCCAAACAACCCCGAAAAGAGAGAGGAACCGAGCUGAAAAUCAUUGCACAUCCAUGCAGGGUGGGCAUCGAGCUCCCAACAGUGGAGGUGCAGUUUGAGCGGCUGACGGUGCAGGCGCAGUGCCAAGUGGGUAGCCGCGCGCUGCCGACGCUGUUGAACACGGCGCGCAACAUCGCGGAGGGCGCCUUGGGCCUCUUGGGCAUGCGGCUAGGUCGGCAGGCGACUCUCACCAUCCUCAAGGAUGUCUUUGGCACCGUCCGACCCUCGAGGAUGACGCUGUUGUUAGGACCACCAUCAUCAGGGAAGACCACUCUACUGUUGGCCCUGGCUGGCAAGCUGGACCCGUCGCUGAGGUGCAACGGCGAGGUGGCCUACAACGGAUACUCGCUGGACAAGUUUGUGCCACAGAAGACGGCAGCGUACAUCAGCCAGACUGACGUGCAUGUCGGUGUGAUGACCGUCAAGGAACACUUGAAUUCUCAGCCAGGUGCCAGGGCGUCGGCACCAAAUACGAUCUCCUAACCGAGCUGGCGAGGAGGGAGAAGGAGGCCGGCAUCCGACCCGAGCCGGAGGUUGACCUCUUUAUGAAGGUAUUAAGUACUUCUUUCGAAGGAAGGUAUUAAGUAGUUAACAUCUUGGCAUGGAUGGUCUUCUCGUUGGAGUAUAGUCUACCCAAAAAAAUAGUAGACAUUUAGUUUUGAAAUAUUGUUACCACACUGCAAACAUAAA